UGAUCGUGCAGUUUCGGGGUGAGGGUUUGGGAGGGGGAGCGAUGGCGAUGACGGCGGCGGCGGUGACGGUGCCGCUGGGGGUGCUGCUGCGGCGGGAGGUGACGAGCGAGCGGAUGGAGCGGCCCGACGUGCUGUGCGGGGAGGCGGCGCGCAGCCGCAAGGGGGAGGACUUCACGCUGCUCCUCGCCGAGGCCGGGGAGCGCGUCGCCGGCGACCCGUCCACCUCCUUCUCCGUCUUCGCGCUAUUUGAUGGGCACAACGGAUCUGGAGCGGCCAUGUACGCGAAGAAGAAUCUGUUGAACAAUCUUCUACGUGCCAUUCCUUCAGGUUUGAGCAGGGAUGAGUGGCUUGCAGUGCUUCCUCGUGCGCUUGUCGCAGCAUUUGUCAAGACAGACAAAGAUUUCCAGGCAGUAGCGGAAACUUCUGGUACCACUGUUACAUUUGUAGUAAUAGAUGAGUGGGUUGUAACGGUAGCAUCAGUUGGUGAUUCACGUUGCAUACUAGAAUCUGCUGAUGGUUCAUUAUACCAUUUGUCAGCUGAUCAUCGCUUUGACUCCAACCAAGAUGAGGUUCAACGUGUUACUGCAUGUGGAAGCAAGGUUGGGAAACUGAAUCUUGUAGGUGGCCCAGAGGUUGGUCCUCUAAGAUGUUGGCCAGGUGGUCUGUGCUUAUCUAGAUCAAUUGGGGAUAUGGAUGUUGGUGAAUGCAUCAUUCCUGUUCCUCAUGUGAAACAAGUGAAGCUAUCCAAUGCUGGAGGCAGGAUUAUCAUUGCAAGUGAUGGUGUAUGGGAUGAUUUGACUUUUGAAAUGGCACUUGAGUGUUCUCGUGGAUUCCCAUCAGAUAUAGCUGCCAAUCGAAUUGUGAAUGAAGCAAUUCAUCCUCGGGGACUAAGAGAUGAUACUACCUGCAUCGUGGUGGACAUAUUACCUCCAGAAAAACUAGCUCCAAGUCCUCCCACAAAGAGGCAGGGGAAGAUUGUAUUCAAUAAUAUGUUUCGCCGAAAACAUACAGACGUAUCCUUUAUACUAGAUCGAGAGUAUGCUGAGCCAGAUGAGGUGGAAGAAAUAUUUGACGAUGGUUCCGCUAUGCUUUCUAAAAGGCUUGCUGCAGGUUAUGCACUCCAGAGCAUGUUUGAGCCCUUCAGCUGUGCAGUUUGCCAAGUACAGUUGAAAGCUGGCCAGGGAAUUUCUGUACACAGCAAUCCAUUGCAACACGAAAAAUUGCAAGGAUGGCAGGGACCUUUCCUGUGCCAAAGCUGCAACGAAAAGAAAGACGCAAUUGAAGGGAAACGACCUCCAAGAGAUUCUUGAUCUACACUCUACAAUAACCAUGGUUUUGCUGAGUGGUGACAAGUGGCAGGCCCAUUUGUUGGAGACAUUCCUUCAUACAAUCAAUAUUCUUUUGUUCGUUACUAGAAACACUAGUCAAACCAGAGUUAUUUUGCUACAUUGUUCUCUGUAGUCAAGUAAUACAAAGUAUUCUUGGCAAAAUAGAUUGAAGAUUUGUUAAUUGGUUGGAUUAACAUAGCACUAUCUAACAAGUUGGAUUAACAUAGAAAACAGCUUCUUGUUCAGAAGAGAAUAGUAGAAUCCUGAGCAUGGCUUAGUUUUCCCAUGCCAUUUCAAUGUAUAGAAAUCAUUGUACAGCGGCCUACAGGAUCACAAGUAUUCUUUUGUUAAUUUGUAGAUGGAUUGACUACUCUAAUGGUUCCUAAAAGAAAUACUCAAUACUAAGUACUGACUGUUCGAGUUCUUCAGUUAUUUCUUUUUUUC
Molecule: messenger RNA, 1772 nt
Organism: Oryza sativa Japonica Group (Japanese rice)
Lineage: Eukaryota; Viridiplantae; Streptophyta; Magnoliopsida; Poales; Poaceae
Source: RefSeq, a predicted model, not a curated record